GUCGUGAAAGUGUAACAGUAGGAAAGAACGCGAAUGGUCGAUGAUUUAACGAACGCCUAGGAAGGAAACCCUGGGACGUCAUCGGGAAUACCACGCUAGAAUAGUUGCCACGAGAUGAUCAAAGCCUGAUCUCCAUCGGAACCAGGGUCCGUGUUGCCGGCCGGGAGCAACAGUUCAUUUGCGGAACCAGAAAUCCUAGAGAGAAACUAAACCCCUACCGCAUGCUACGUAAGUAAACGACUCAUCAUUAAUUAAAAUACAAUCAUUAAUUAAUUUAAAAUUCCUAAUGCCAACACUACCCUUGCUUCCAUUUCAAAAUUAAUAGUAUUGUAAAAACUCCAAGCACAAAGCAUGGCCCGAGAUCAAAACAACAAUAGUGCAUUGGUUCUUCAAUUGAAAACCUUAGUGAAACAGCUUGCUACUGUCAGCAGCAACUAAAUUGUAAUUUCCAUCCAUCGCCAGAGUCCAUUUCUAUUAGCACCAACUGAAAUUGACAUCGUUUGCCUCCAUGCAUCUACUUUGCUACACAUAAAUAAUCGAUGGAGAGCAGUAGUGGGAUUAGGGAUUUGUUUACACCAAAAUAAUUUUCAUUAAUUAUUGCUCGUGUGAACAGGUUGACCAAUUUAAGUAGUUGGUCCAUGUGUACAUGAAUGGUCCAAGUAUCAAGUCAGGCCAUAGGAAUAAUGGAUGGUAGUGUCCAAAUACAUGGAUACCAUCCAAAAUCCAUAAUGGAUGGUAGUGUCCAAAUACAUGGACACCAUCCAAAAUCCAUAAUGAAUGGUAGUGUCCAAAUACAUGGAUACCAUCCAAAAUCCAUAUUGGAUGGUAGUGUCCAAAUACAUGGACACCAUCCAAAAUCCAUAAUGGAUGGUAGUGUCCAAAUACAUGGAUACCAUCCAAAAUCCAUAAUGGAUGGUAGUGUCCAGUGUAAUGGAUACCGUCCAAACCCUAAUGGAUGAUGCUGGGGUAUGGUGACCAUUUAAUAUGAGUACCACCCAUGGAGUGGACUGUUGUCUUAGUCAACAUGGAUACCAUCCAACUUGUUUUGUGUACGGUGACCGUCCAAUGGUCAAGUGACAUGAUGACGUGUUGAGGUGGUUACCAAAGGCAACACUUGACUUGCAAAGAACGCUCGUGGAAGUUACUGGAUGCUACGUGGAGUUGAUUUUUGGGAAGAGAGAGAGAGAAGGCGGUUAGAGGGCGAGGCACAACAAAACUGGCAGCAAGACUCUGGAGGAGGGACAGACAAAUCAUACCACAACAAGUCUCGUCAAAAUUUAUCUUUUCUCUCUAGAACAGUAACCGUAGCAGUAGCACCAGGGACCCUCCAACGAGGCUUCUCUAUUAGUUGUAGUCAGUAGUUGCGGAGCUCUCAAGGAAUCUCCAUAGGAGUAGAGGUAAAAGUAGCCAGUUCCUUUGAUGUAUGCAUCGAACACCGUCGUUCGAACAGUGUUUGAAGAGGUGUGAACCGAGUAACAUCGUUUUCCGUUUUCUUGAAGUCAGGGUGCAUUGAUCACGCGAAAUUCCACCUGAAACAAAUUGGCACACCUGGUGGGACAACGUGUGUUCGAUAUGGCUCCGCGACGAAGGAUUCAGGAUGGUGAUCCUCCACAAGGUGCUGUGGAGGAGGGGCAGUUGGUUAACGUUGAAGUUGACCAAGCAGGAGGAAACAAUGCUGGAGCAGAGGUGCCAAACAUGGCACCAAAUGUAGAUCUAGGCGAGGCAGUCAUGACUCUUCGUCAGAUGAUGGAGGAGAACCGCAAAGCAAUGGAGGAGAACCGCCAAAUGAUGCCGGAGAGCCGCCGGUUGAUAGAGGAAGCCAGAGCUAUGGCUCAUCAGGUAAACUCUCAAGUUGAUUGUCUCAAUUCCCGCGUAGAUAGACGAUUGGCUCAAUUGUGUGAGUUGGUAAACAAAAAUACGAAUGAUCUGGGUGAGUUAAGGCAAUUGUUGAACAAGCCAGUUUUACACACUUGGGAUUUGUCUUCAGAUGGUCGAGACUUUCCAAAUCUUGAAAGUGAAACGUUAACCUACCAUCCAACUGUGGUGGUCAAGGUGAGCAGCCACGCCCGGUGAACCCUACACCACCGGUAACAACCACCGUACCAACACCUCAAAGGGUGAAUGUUGGCGAGAGUCACGCCACUUCAUCUAAGAUCCAUGUUGAGCAACCAUCACCUAGGCAAGGUGUUGCUCGACAAAACAUUUCAGAAGCCAGACCACACAUGGCUCCUGUUAAUGUUGGGAUGGGUUUGGGUCCAAACAAUGUUGACCCGAUACUACCACGUGAGUACCCGCAGCAAAUCUCGCCCCCUAUGAAUAUGCAAGGCGUGGAUCCUGGGGGAUUCAUACCACUUGGGGGGCAAGAAGGGGGGCAUGAGAUCCCACCACAUGGAAGAUUGAAGGAUAAACAAUAUCGUCAGUGGCAAAGAAGUUUGCCACAUCCAUCAUGUUCUAGAAAAAAUCAGAUGAGGGUUGCCACAAAUUCUCCUCAAUAUGGAGGUGGUGGCCACAUGAAAAAAUUCAAUGCUGCGAAACGUGGCAUAACUCAGUAUAAUCCUCCAUGUGAAGGGUCUUCAAAGACUCCACUGAGUGGACAGGGGGGCAAGCUCGAUCAAACCCGACAUGGAGUUGCCACACCAAUGCUGGCUGCGAACAAGUCUGCCAUGAAUGGUGGACAUGUGGGCAAGACCAAUUCGCACACACGUGUUGGUGGAGCUCGCAAACCUCGGUGCUCACCCUCUCAACGUCAGGAGAGUGUGCAGUCGACAAAAAAUAACCAUUGUGGGCAAGUGAUGCCACAUGUUCGAUUUGGCCAGACAAAGGUGCCAAAAAACAUGAAUAUCCUGUCUAGAGCCAAGAACACUUAUGGUUUUCGUGAGGCUGAGAUGAGGCCAAAUCAGGCUUGUAGAGUUUUGAACAAAGUUGUUCGAGCUGGACGAAAUGGAGAGUUGCAAGCCAACAAAGACUCCAAAACAUCAAAACCAACAUGUGUGAAGCCAUCUAUGACAAGUCAUGGCAUUCACGGUUGGUAUGCUUGGUUUGAUCUGUGGAGUUGGCAAUGGGUAUGGACCUUCGGCAUGAUGGCCUAUGCCAAAGUCUAGCUUAUUAUUAAAUAAAUAAAGUGUGGCUAAAUUAGGCCAUGUUAUAUGUUAAAAUUUUUUUUUAAAAAUUAUUAAAAUAUUUUGGCGAUGUUAUUAAAAAGAAGCCACAACGUUGUUGAAAAUGGUUCAAGAUGACAAGCACAUUGCCUCAUGUGAUGUGUUGGAGAAUAUCAAUCUUGGCAUGGAAGACGAUCCUCGUCCAACUUUUAUAAGUGCCAACUUACGAGAGUCUUAUAUUAAUGGCAAGUACUUUAUGCCAUAUGUACCGUCCCUUUGGGACAUUAAGGAGUGUUAGUAAUUUAGAUGUCGGCCAAGUGCAGAUGGAGACCUAGUUGAAGUUGACAUGGUUUCUAAGAUGUGCAACAUGGCCGAGGAGUGAGAUGGCCAGGACAAAUCUUUUCUAGAUUGGUCAUUAAAAGGGAUUUGUUUUUCUCGGAAGCAAAAUGGUUGUCGUCCAACUAGAUAGUUUGGAUGGUUGAGUCAAAACAUGGUUACCUUGCCACCUUCUGGAUAGACUGUAUCAUCCAUGAAACUAGAAGCCAAGGAUGGUUGGCCUUAAGUAAUUUGUAACUAUGGUUUGGUUAAGUGGUUGCAUGGAUAGUGUUGUCCAAGCAAAAGGACAUCGUCCAAGUUGUAUAUGGAUUGUGAUUGAGUUUGGCCGAGUAACCAUCCAUGAUUGAGAGGACGAGUACCUGAGCUUGGUGACUUGAGGCCGAGCAGUAGCAAGAGUCUUGCCAUGGGGAAGCAUCGCACAGCUUUGGAGGUAUGGUGAUAUUUUUUGAGUUGUGAAUUAUGGUGAAUGAGAGCAUCAAUUUAUAGAGAAAAGUUUAAUUAUGCCCUAAUAGGAAUGAGUUACCUCUUGCUAGUAGGAUAUGGAUUAUGAGGUGUGUCCUACAUGAAAAAGAAUUUGCGUUCAUUAUCACAAAAGAAAAAGGUAGGCUACAU
Molecule: messenger RNA, 4046 nt
Organism: Linum trigynum
Lineage: Eukaryota; Viridiplantae; Streptophyta; Magnoliopsida; Malpighiales; Linaceae
Source: the annotation of a GenBank genome assembly